This is a messenger RNA of Phytophthora sojae, 1275 nucleotides long. RefSeq lists its product as hypothetical. The annotation marks the transcript as partial. NCBI's taxonomy places the organism in Eukaryota, Oomycota, Peronosporomycetes, Peronosporales, Peronosporaceae. The transcript is spliced from 2 exons. The record is from RefSeq and is a predicted model, not a curated record.
GACUACCACCUCCUGCACGACGUGAGCGGCUUCCUGUCGGCCCAAGGCGCUAUUGCAGACCCCGGCCACAGCCUCAAGCUGGAAGAAGUGGACAGCCAGCAGCUACUGGCCGACACGGAGGCGCUGCUGCAGUCACUUCAUAGCGCUACUUCGACCAAAAUAAAGUCCAAGCAAGACAUCGCCAAAGAGAAGGCCGGCCAGCGUCGAGACGCCUACCGCAAGCGCCUUAAGGUGGAAUGGGCAACUUUACGGCAACAAGACGUCGAAUUGAGUCAAGAGUUGGCCAAAUUGCAGCAACUCAAGAGGCAACAAGCAACUCAAAGUGCUCCAGAAGACUCAUUAGCUGCUGGAGCAUGGAGAGCAAUCGCUAUGAGGCAGUACGAGAGCAGAAUGGAGGCUGAAGCUCUACAGAAGAGGCUCCGAGCUGCAGUUAACAGCCGAGCGGUGAUGAUCCAAGAUUUGGAGACACUUUUGAGGAAAAGAGUGCGGGAAGUCGAAACUUUGACUUCCGUAGAAGACGUUCCAGAACUUUUCGAGAAGAAGGCGAGGCUCGGGACCAAAGACGCCAUGCUCUACAAUACCUACUUUGAAAAUCUGGACGCCCUUUACGAGAUGAGCGGCGAAGUUUUCCAACAAGUUGGAGCCACGCCGACGCCUGGCGGGAUUUUGAGUGGAGAGCCGAAGAGGAAAAUGGACGGCGACUCGGAGUACUUUGAGACCAUGGGGGUGGGUAGAGUGCCCUUCAGCUUCCAGCGGACGUGUGACGCAGUGUGGGAAUUGGCGUCUGUGCCGCAUCGACAGGACGGACGAAAAGUGUAUGACGGGCUGCCGGAUCCGGAGAACUCGUUGGCGCUGCAGUUUUGCUCCCCGCUUCGAAGAAACAGCGGGGAAGAGUUCAAUCUGCGGACGUAUCAUGUUUCGCGACGGUAUAUUGAGAAGGAGAGGAUGGUGGUGGUCUGGCGAGCGCUUUCUGAGGCGGAUGGAGAGUUCCCCGGAUUGAACUCGGACGAGACGGGAUGGUGUAUCGUGCAUGCACCGACAAAUGGUGCGGACCCGUCGACGACGCUGGUGCAGGCUUGCAUUCGCUUAGUGCCCAUGCACUUUCAGGAUGGAAACUCGGACAAGGAGGGGAAGAUCGACCAGUUUAUGGAACUUUUGGUCAAAACUGGCGUGGAAGACAAUCAAGAGAUCGAGCGCAUGAUGGAGAGACUCUUGCUGGACGACGCACUCGCUACGGACGGACUGGAAGUCGACGAGAACGGCGACUUGGCUUCG